Molecule: messenger RNA, 337 nt
Organism: Protobothrops mucrosquamatus (brown spotted pit viper)
Lineage: Eukaryota; Metazoa; Chordata; Lepidosauria; Squamata; Viperidae
Product: protein FAM98B-like
Exons: 3
Cellular component (GO): tRNA-splicing ligase complex
Source: RefSeq, a predicted model, not a curated record
AGUAGAGAGCCCAACAUGGAGUGCGUUAUUUUGGAUGCGCUCGAGUCUUUAGGAUAUAAAGGUCCUCUUCUGGAUGAAGAUGCUCUUAAUAAAGCAACAGAAUGUGGGCUGGCUUCCCAAGAUUUCUGUGAGCUUUGUGUUUGGCUAAGUUCCAGAAUACAGCCAUUGUGUAAUCUGGAAGAAAGCAUCUCUUCAACAGCUGGUGGUGAAGAUGUUGAAAGUUUACAACUAGAAAUGAGUGGCUUUUUAAAAGAAUUGGCUUGUCCAUAUUCCACACUUGUGUCUGGAGAAAUUAAAGACCGGUUAAAAAAGAAAGAAGAUUGUGUUAAAGUCUUGU